Nerophis ophidion (straightnose pipefish) is the source of this 1526-nucleotide messenger RNA. It is a transcript of the gene tspan11, whose product is annotated as tetraspanin 11. The record is from RefSeq and is a predicted model, not a curated record. Gene Ontology annotation, cellular component: membrane. NCBI's taxonomy places the organism in Eukaryota, Metazoa, Chordata, Actinopteri, Syngnathiformes, Syngnathidae.
AAAUUACCAGCAGUACGUAAAGGCAUCACAAACCCCUAUCGGACAGCCCGCUAGCAACGAGCCACUUGACUGCUGAGGUGGUCCGCCCCCCCGGCUCAUAUCCCAUCAUUAAAACGGUUAAAAAGGAUUAUCUAAUCCCCCUUUUACCUUGUUCGGUAAUAACUGGCGGAAGGAAGAAGAUGUCGUCCGCGUAUAAAGACGGAGAGGACUGGCUGACUGUAUGUCUCAAGUAUCUGCUUUUUGUCUUCAACUCGCUAUUUUGGGUGGGAGGAGCGGCCGUCUUCGGUGUGGGCGUUUGGACGCUGGUGGAGAAGAGUGAGUUCCUGAGCCUGCUGGCCUCUAGCACCCUUGCCGUAUCCGCCUACAUCCUCAUCCUGUCCGGGGGGCUGGUCGUGGUCACAGGCUUCCUGGGCUGCUGCGCCGUCGUCCGAGAGCAGAGGAGUUGUCUGUCCACGUAUUUCUUUUGCCUGCUUUUGAUUUUCUUGAUCGAGCUGGUGGCUGGUGUACUGGCUUAUGUUUACUACCAGAGGCUGAGCGAAGAGCUGAAGCAGCACCUGAAGCAGCACCUGAAGCAGACCAUGACAGACAACUACGCCCAACCAGGAAAGGAGGCUAUCACGUUAGCUGUGGACAAACUACAACAGGAUUUUAAGUGCUGCGGUAGCGACAACUACCAAGACUGGACGACGAGUGUUUACAUUACGUCAAAGCAUGCCAGGAGGAUGGUGCCUGACAGCUGCUGUAAGUCCAUGACGCCCGAUUGUGGCAUCAGGGACCACCCAUCCAACAUCUACAAUACAGAGGGUGGCUGCAUAACCAAGCUAGAGCAGUUCUUGGCAGACCAUCUGUUGGUGAUAGGAGCCGUGGGGAUCGGAGUGGCAUGUCUGCAACUGGCCGGUGCCGUGUUGACAGCCUGCUUUAUCUAUCUUCUCUAUAAAGAGGAAAAGGAGGACAUCUGUGGGAUGGUGCUCACCUGCUGCUUGUACAUGAGGAUCAAGAUGGAGCCUUACUGAGCCGCAGUGACAUGUUUUAGCACCUCCUAUUUAACUCCACUGGAUUAUCUUCCUCUGGUGUCAUCCUUGUAUCCAUCAUCUUUCAAAUGAGCAGGGCGACAACUAACUAACUACACUCCACGCAAGGGGAAACACUGUCAUUUUUCAAUGAUGUGUGAGGUUUAAGCUUAGCAAUGUUAGCUCAUCUUACUGAAUGUGUCAAGGAGACAAUGAGGUCAAAUCCCCCUGAUGACCGUUAAAAAAAUAGUAAAACAUUGCCUGUAAAAUUAAGCAUGAUAACCAGUGUGCUUUUAGUGUAUACUGCCACCUGGUGGCUUACAUUAGUUAACAAGAUUUCUGAACUAGUCUGAGGGGAAAAUGUUUCAGAUGUUCAUUUCAGAGGCCUUAAAGGGAGUUGUAAACAUAUAUUCUUAUUCACUUAGAAAUGAUCGGUUCUUCUUUUUGGAACAUUAAUAACCACUACUCCUGCCCGCCAACUGUAUUAUCAAAACUCAAAUAAACAAAGUGCACGAA